CAGUCAUUCCUUAAAAUGGAGGCACAAACCGCAAUUCUUUAAAUUUUUAUAGCAAUUAUUAGUUUCUACAGCAGUAAUGGAGGAAAACGAUGAAAGAUAUAGUCGUCGUCCAAAAAAUUCAGCAUUUAAACAGCAAAGACUUAAAGCUUGGCAACCCAUUUUAACCGCUCAAGUGGCAACAAUAUUUUUUCUUUUUAUUUUUGUUCUAUUUAUUACACUGGGUUCCGUUCUUCUUGUCGCUUCAAAUUCUGUCAAGGAAAUAACAAUUGACUAUACUAAUUGUAAAAAAAGUCACAAAGAACAAACAUGUGCAGAGUACAUUGAAAAAAAUGUGAAUGCCAAGCGUGAUAAAUGUGUUUGUUCUAAGAGGAUUGAGUUAAAUGAAGACAUUGACAAACAAGUUUAUCUUUAUUAUGGCCUCACUAACUUUUUUCAGAAUCAUAGACGUUAUGUAAGGUCACGGGAUGAUUCACAGCUACGUGGUGAUCUAAGCCGAUCUGUCAGUGGUGACUGUAAACCAUAUGAUGAAAACAAUAAAAGCAUAGCUAUAGCUCCUUGUGGUACUAUAGCCAACAGUUUAUUUAAUGAUACAUUUACUCUGUACCGCGAGACAAAGAACGAAAAUGAGACAGUUAGUUUGACGUUCAAGAAUAUUGCUUGGAAGUCUGAUCGUGAAACAAAAUUCAAGAAUCCAAGCAAUAUGGAUGAGUUUAAGAACUUUGCCAAGCCUCCUAACUGGAGAGAACCUGUUAAUGAAUUAGACGAAGAUGACAAGAGCAAUAAUGGUUUUAAAAAUCAGGAUUUUAUUGUUUGGAUGCGAACAGCAGCUUUUCCGACAUUUCGUAAACCAUAUCGAAAAGUUAUUCAUGAAGGUCCUUUCCAAGAUGGUCUACCAAAGGGAACAUAUGUCUUGAAAAUCCAUUACAAUUAUCCUGUGACUAGUUUCGAUGGUAAGAAAAGAUUUAUCAUCAGUAAUACGUCCUGGUUAGGUGGAAAAAAUCCUUUUCUUGGUAUAGCGUACCUGGUAGUUGGGUCUCUCUCAGGUCUUAUGUCUGGAGUGUUUUUUUUUAUUCACUUAAAGGUGAAAUCAAGGCGGCAUGACCAUGUUACCGACGGCGUUUCCUUGGGCUCCAUGCGCCAUUAAAUACAAUAUGAAAUAAUUUAAAUUAAAUAUAAAUAGAUAGACAGAAAUACUGAAAUUUUCACACUUAAAACUUGCAAUUCAUUAAACUUCUACUGCCAUAAUGCGCCUACCACAAUAUUUAUUUUGUAUCACUAAGUAAAUCUAUUCAAAAAUACAACGAAAGUUUGUUGAAUAA
Xenia sp. Carnegie-2017 is the source of this 1319-nucleotide messenger RNA. Its product is annotated as cell cycle control protein 50A-like. The record is from RefSeq and is a predicted model, not a curated record. Bases 77 to 1144 code for a protein of 355 amino acids. NCBI's taxonomy places the organism in Eukaryota, Metazoa, Cnidaria, Anthozoa, Malacalcyonacea, Xeniidae. The transcript is spliced from 7 exons. Gene Ontology annotation, cellular component: Golgi apparatus; plasma membrane; endoplasmic reticulum.